Pomacea canaliculata is the source of this 2004-nucleotide messenger RNA. RefSeq lists its product as uncharacterized. The coding region runs from base 32 to 1435 and encodes 467 amino acids. The record is from RefSeq and is a predicted model, not a curated record. Lineage: Eukaryota; Metazoa; Mollusca; Gastropoda; Architaenioglossa; Ampullariidae. The transcript has 4 exons.
UGAGCCUCAGCCUCGUUACUCAGCACUAAGCAUGAGUGGCUCACCUGCCAACAGGUCCUCCCCAACAUCAGCGAUGACAGCGCUUCACCUCCUCGUCGUCGUGCUCACGGUGGUCACGGCAGUUGCUGAGUAUCACCCGCCCGAGCUGCCAGCAGGUGGCUACGGCAAGUCUUCCAAGUAUGCAAAUAAACCCGACUACAAAAAGACUGAAUACGGAGAUAAACCUACCUAUCCUCCAGUGUACGACAGUAAACCCGACUACACAAAGCCCGAGUAUGGAGGUAAAACCACCCAUGCUCCGGUGUAUGACAGUAAACCCACCUAUAAAAAACCCGAGUACGAAAGUAAAACCACCUAUGCUCCAGUGUACGACAGUAAACCCACCUACAAAAAGCCAGAGUAUGAAGGUAAAACCACCUAUGGUCCAGUUUAUGACAGUAAAACUACCUACAAAAAACCCGAGUACGAAGGUAAACCUACCUAUGCUCCAGUGUACGACAGUAAACCCGACUAUGAAGUCAAACCUAAUUACGGUCCAGUGUAUGACAGUAAACCCUACGAAGAUAAGUUUACCGCUGGUUCAGUGCCAGAGGCAGAUGUUCAGAGGGCCAACGACGUCGUCAUAACUUUGUUUGGCUCUACUGACGAGCUGAUUAAAGAGUUGAACACUUACCAGACUCUCAUUGGAGUUGCUGCCGAGCGUCUAAGCCUCAUCAACCAAAGAACUCUCCCAGCACUCACACUCGACAACUCUCAGACAGACGCUGCUAUUUCUCUCUUGGUGGAAAUGAUUGACUCACUGCGGGACCGCGCAGCCCGUGCUGACGUCACAGCAACCGCAGCCCUUGCUUCCGCCAACGCCUCCAGUGACGUCAUUAGGCAGCAGCGCGCCCUGGUGGCGCAGAUCUCAAAGAACAACACGGACGACGCCCGCAGCAUCGCUCAGUUCCAAGGCGACCUGAGGAACUUGGAGGCUUACUUCCUGAAAGAACUGGACACACAGAUCGGCCAGCUGACCUCUCUGUUGGCAAAGGAGCGACAGAACCUCAAGACCGUCACCGCCUUCGUGAACGGCCGCAAGUGCGAGUAUGGCUUUGUCGUCUUGGUGUCUGGGAUCGACACAGUGUCAGUACCGUUUGAAACCGCGUUUACUCAACCCCCGACCGUCGACUUUGUCCUCUCGGGAUAUUCUUCAUCUAUCGACGCCCAGUUCUUCUCUCAUGACGAUUACCCACCACGGGCCACCAAUGGCGAUAACUCUCAGGGAGACGACUCAUCACACAAAAGCACCGACCAGAAUGUCCAGAUUGUAGUCUCUGACGUCACGGCUCGAGGGUUCACGGCUCGGGUCAUCAACUCAAGUCCGGACAACUUCCAGUCUGCACGUGCCGUGUAUGUAGCGUGCCAAAACCUCAACAAUGAGCUCCGCCUGUAGGUUUCCUGUCACCAUGACAACGGUCUAUAUGGUGCCCUACCUUCCCCUAUGCUGGGAUCUGUGCAGUCACCAUAGAAACUGUAGAAAAUCCUUCAAACGACAAGCUUACAGCUUACACCUUGAUGAUUAAUUAACGAUGAAUAUGAUUGUGUAGUUAUGCAUUUAUGUGAUCAAAUUUGGAAAAGUGCAAAGCAAGCAUUUUUAUUUGCUUUUGUUCUUAUUUACUAUUUGGGAAUUUUUUGUCUACAAUCUUUUAUUCUUGUUCUAGUGGAAACAAGUAGAUUUAUUAUUAUUUUCUUUAAUUGUUUAGUGUUUAAUAUGCAACUACUCUGACCCAAUUUUUAGCAAAUAUUAGCUGCCUUUAGCUACUUAAAUAUUGUCUUAGCUUGUAAAUAUUCUUGGAUUUAUGUGCUAUCAGUAAGACGUUUAUUCACCUGCCAAAUGCACGCCUGUUUCAUUAUUCUUUGAUUGACCAGAAAGUGGAACUUCAUCCCUGUAACCUGUGUUUUACGCCAAAGUCAUGAAUGUGUCUUGAAUAUAAAAUGUUAACAAACCAAGAUGUUGUGUUU